This is a messenger RNA of Chenopodium quinoa (quinoa), 2573 nucleotides long. Its product is annotated as protein FAR1-RELATED SEQUENCE 4-like. Gene Ontology annotation, biological process: regulation of DNA-templated transcription. The record is from RefSeq and is a predicted model, not a curated record. The coding region runs from base 1245 to 1853 and encodes 202 amino acids. Lineage: Eukaryota; Viridiplantae; Streptophyta; Magnoliopsida; Caryophyllales; Amaranthaceae. The transcript has 2 exons.
UUUGACAAACUGUUUUGUUCUUUAAAUAGAUGAAUAUUGGUCCUCUUACAACUUUUUGAAUGAUGAAGGAAAUUGUUGGAGGAUAUGAUAACAUCGGUGCAUCUAAGCAAGAUUUCAAAAAAUUUCAUAGAGAUUUGAAAGCAUACAUUCAAGGAAGUGAUGCUUAAAUGUUCGUGGAUAACUUUACCAACAAAAAGCUAAUGUGGAGCGCUUUUUUCUUUGAUUUUGAGAUGGAUGAAGAUUAUUGCCUUUGUAGAGCAUUGUAGGCUGACCCCUUUUGUAAAAAGAGUUAUGCUCUAUUUGGUGAUAUGGUAUCCUUUGAUACCACAUACCAAACCAAUAGGUACAACAUGGUGUUUACUCCAUUAACAGGGGUUGACCAUCAUAAGAGCUGCAUUACUUUUGCUGUUGGUUUCAUAGCAAAGGAAGAUAUAGUGUCAUUUGAGUGGUUGUUCAGAUCAUUUCUCAAAGCAAUGGGUGGAAAUGAACCGAAUUGUAUGAUUACAGAUCAAGAUCCAGCAAUGAAAAUUGCUGUUAAAAGUGUGUUUAACAAGACUGAACAUCGCUUCUGUAUGUGGCACAUGAUGAAAAAGUUACCAGAUAAGGUGGAGAAAUCAAUCAUGCAAGAAGAAACUGGUUUCCUAAAAAAAUUAUGUGCUUGUGUUUGGCAUCUUGACAUUGAACCUGCUGAGUUUGAAGAAAGGUGAAACAAGAUGAUGGUUGAAUACCACUUGGAAGAACAUGAGUGGUUAGGUUAUAUGUACAAGAUAAGGAACAAGUGGAUUCCGGCGUAUUUCAGAAAUGUGUUCCUUGGAGGAAUAAUGCGUACAACAUCAAGAUCCGAAAGCGAAAACAACUUUUUCUGCUCCUUUAUCAAUCCUCAUGUGUCACUUGUUGAGUUUUACUUGAGAUAUGAAGCUGCAAUUGAUGCCCAGAGACACACUCAAGGUCAGAAUGAUAAUGAUUCAAAGCACAAAUAUCCUGAGUGCAAAACACCACUAGGGAUAGAAAAGCAUGCCUCACAUUUAUAUACUAACUCUGUCUUUUAUGAAUUUUAAUAUGAGGUUGAAAUUGCUUGUUUUUCUUGUGGUGUUGAUGAAUUGAAGAAAGAAAAUGGAUUGGAAGUUGCAAAAGUAAGUGAUGGAAAUCGGAUUAGAACAUUUGAUGUUGUGUUUAAUCCAACUAACUAUGAUACCACAUGUUCUUGCAAGCUAUUUUAUAGACAAGAAAUUUCAUGUAGACAUAUGAUUUGGGUUUGGAAAGCAAAAAGGUUUGAAACCAUUCCUGAGCAGUAUAUGCUACACAGAUGGACUACUAUGGCACUGAAAAAAUCAAUUUUUGACUUGGGUGGAAACCUGUUGGAGCAAUGUGCUAAUUUAAUUGACAAGAAAAAAUUGUUAAAUGAUUUAUGGUCAGAGAUACACACUUGUGUAAGUUUGGCAGAAGGCAAUGAUGAAGAUAUUCAAGAUCUUGUGAUAAAUCUUCAAGGAAUAAGAAAGGAUUUGGAGGCUAAGAGGAUUGCAAGGAAUAAUGAAACAACAGGAAGUGCAAACAACAAAGGACAAGACAUUGAGCUAUUGAUUGGAGCUAGUGUGCCAACUGAAAUAAUUGUCAAACCUCCAAAAAUUUCAAAGAAUAAAGGGACUGGAGUUCAUGUAUCAAAUGAAGAGACUUCAAAAGAGAAAGGGGCUGAGAUUGAUGUGCCAAAUGUUGAAACAAGAGGUAGAAGUGCAAAAAGACUGAAGGUAGAAAAAGAAAAGGCUGUAGAACAAAACCAGAAAAAGAAGAGAUUAUGUAGAGGUUGUGGUGAAUUGAGUCAUCAUGAUAUUAGAAAUUGUCCAAACAAAGUAUAAUGAUACUUUUAUAAAAAUAUAAGAUUUAGCAUUUUGUGUUUUUAAUUUUGUUGAAAUGAGCAAAUAUUUUGCAAGCUCUGUUAUCUAUCAUACACACAUGUAUUUAUACCAAAGCUAUUCUAAUGUCCCUGGUAUCCCUACAAUUCAACAAGUUCCUGGGGUCUAAACACAGCAUUGCCUCAAUUCACAGCUAGCUUUUAUAGAAAACAAAGAAUAUGCACCUUCAGCAAUUUAGAGUACAAAUUUCCCAUGGGGUCACAUAAUUGCUCCUUAAUCCAUGUGGUGAGGUCUCCUCCUUCACAUGUCAGUGUCUUUACAUAAGCUACCCUUACAUAAAAAACCAACACAUUAUAAUUGUGCAACCAUUCUUUACUAAAAUGAUAAGCUACAAACAAGGGCCUUUAUGCUAAAUCUUCACUGCUCCCACACUAUCUCUAAAACAAAGCCUCAAACCUCUUAUGACAUAUUCAAGUUCCAAAGAAUAGGCAUUUUCAGCAUUUAAACAAUUUAAAAAUUAAAUGCCAAAGGCAAAUCAAAGACAUUUAAACAAGGCAUAGCUAUAAUUCUGGAUAUUAACUAAGUAUAGCACAAAUGAACUUAACAAAGCAGUAAGCAGAAGCAACAGAAAUAGUCCAAUCCAAGAUAUUAUACAAUGAGUUCAGUAAAGAGAACAACCCAACAUACCCUAAUCUUCAAAAUCAUAGAGGCUAAAUUAACUAG